Molecule: messenger RNA, 1823 nt
Organism: Diachasmimorpha longicaudata
Lineage: Eukaryota; Metazoa; Arthropoda; Insecta; Hymenoptera; Braconidae
Gene: Sys1
Product: protein SYS1 homolog
Exons: 2
Coding region: 582-1064 (160 amino acids)
Biological process (GO): Golgi to endosome transport; Golgi to plasma membrane protein transport; protein localization to Golgi apparatus
Cellular component (GO): trans-Golgi network; Golgi membrane
Source: RefSeq, a predicted model, not a curated record
AUGUCAAAUGGAUGAGAACGAGAACCCAUCACUCAUCUGACAGCAGACAGUUCGUCAUUUUUGGCAAUUUGGUUUGAAAAUUUGAUUCGUCGAUUGAGAGAUCAAUUAAAAAAUCCUCGGGGUAUUAACAAGUGGAUUAACAGGUUUUCAAGUGGGGACAGUGAGAGACAGAUGUUUUUAGAAAGUAAACAAGAAAAAAAGAAUCUUUGAGAAGUAAAUAAACAAUCAGAAUGAUUUUUUGUGGUGCUUGUGAGACAAAUGAUAAUUAUUCGCCUCGUAUCACGUCUAAAUCGAUGGAAUAGUGAAUUUCAUCGUAGGAGAGGGGAGCAACUACCCUGGAACGUAUUGACUGAAAGCCAAUCUUGAAAUUAUAACCUCCAAAAAUUAGUUAUUCUUGGACUUCUUGAAGGUUUUAAAGAAUAAUGGAGAACCCUCGAGAAUAAUCAACUGAAAUAGUCUUCAUCUUCUCUCUCAACAGAUCAACGAUGAUCAGCAUAUCCACGCCACCCUCAACCCCUGCAGAAACCCCUGAAUAAUACUUCCCAUUGUCCUGAUUAUUUACAAAACAUAACCUCACAAAGAUGAACAGCAUCGCAGGACAAUUUCGCAAGACGACGUGGGACCCCCUGUUGAUAAUAUCCCAGAUAACAGCUGUCCAGACAGUCCUGUACUUCUCCCUGGGCAUCUGGAUCUGGAUAAUAACGAUAUUCUUGGGAGCAACAAAAUCACUGGAUUAUGCAUUCCACUACAAAGAGAUUCACGUGAGAGAUCACGGGGGUAGACUAGUCAUCGCAAUAUUCGUGAUAAAUUCACUGAUCGGGGCUCUGGCACUCUGGUGGCUCGUCCAGAGGACCAAACAGUGCAUGGACUUCACCUGCACUGCCCACUUGAUCCACCUAAUCUGCUGCUGGGGAUAUAACUCCAGUUUUCCGACUACUUUCAGCUGGUGGUGCCUCAAUAUCGUGUCUAUGACCAUCAUGUGUGUCUGUGGCGAAUUCCUGUGCAUGAGGACUGAACUCAAGGCCAUUCCUCUGGGCAUGAACAGCCAGAAAACUGCCUUGUAACAUUUUUUUUUUAAUUUUGAAGGGGUUGUGAUAAGGAGUGGUUGAAUUGAAGAUAAUAAAUUUUGUUAAAAAUUUACUGAAUUGAAGAUUUUUUCUUCGUUUACUAGCUGGACAUUCUCAGACAGUUGUAUGAACCUUUUAAGGGACUAAUCGAAUUCUAAACAAUUUUUUUAAAUUGAGAUUUUAAGGGAAUCUUUUGUACUACGGGCAAACAGUCAGAGAACUGUCUUUUAAUUAUUAUUUUUUUUAUUUUGAAGAAAAUCGGGAGAUUGUGAUGCCAAAGAGUGAAUCCAAGAUAAUAAAUUAUCUAAAAUUUAUUCUAAGAAAUUGCAUUUCUUUGUUUUCAUCCACGAUUUUCUCUAAAAGGAAUUUUUGAUUUGUUAGAUUGAUUUGAAGUUAGAUUUGAAAAUAGCACAGUUCUUUCGUCUAUAUUUAAUCCAAUUCCUAACCUACAAUCGAAUUGACUAGUGACACGACCACAUUCAGGUCCCCCACCUCUGGAAGGAACCGACUAGUCGACCUAGUCUCUUCCAAUGAGUAUAUAAUCACCGAAAUAAUCAUCCUGUCUAAUUAUCAUCACCUGUGUUAUCUGCACUAUGUCUAGACUCCCCUACGAGACAUCAACAUAUUCACCAAUUUCUUUGAAUGGGUAAAGUCCUCGGUUUAACUGUCAUUGAGAGGUUAUCCCUGUCAUAACAAUGUUAUCGAGUAUCGUAAAGGAGCACCAGAGUAAGCAGCACGCGAGGAGGGAGGUCCAAG